GGGGCUGUGUUGAUGACGUGUCCGGGGCGUGGCGGAAGUGCGGCCGGAAUAGAGGAGUCGGUCUGUCGGUCCGUCCGCGGUCCGGCGGUGGUCGCCCCUCCCACAUGAGCCUCCCCCGGGAUGAGCUCCAAGGCCAAGCGGGUGCUGCCCACCCGCCCUGAGCCCCCCAGCGCGGAGCAGAUCCUGGCCGACGUGCAGGGCACGCUCCCCUCCGACCCCGUGUUCGUCCUCCCCGCCGAGCCCCCCCAGGACCCCGGCCCCGCUCCAGGUGAGCCCUCACUGGGGAAGGGGGGACGUGGGGACCCCCCAGCCCCGCUGAGCCCCCCCAGGACCCCGGCCCCGCUCCAGGCUGCCCCGAGCCCGCGGCCGAGGAGCGGGAGCGGCUGUACCGGCAGAUCCGCUCCUACGUGGGGAUGAACCAGCGGCUGCAGCGGUCCCGGGAGCAGCUGCGGGAGCGGCGCCAGGAGCUGCAGAGGGUCGGGGAGGCGCUGGACCGCGGCAUCGCCGAGAUGAGGCAGAAGGCGUUCUAAAGGACCGUGGUGGGCGCCUAGGGACCCCCCCCCACGCUGUGAUUUCACCUUCCCAAAGCGAUUUGCGUCGGGAGGAUCCGGAUUUGCCAGGACAGCUCCGGCUGUGCCACCCCAGUGAGCUUUUCCCAGGGAACACCGGGAUCCGCCAGGCCGGCACGGUGGCACCUUCCCGGUGCUGGGAUAAAGGCUUGCAGCCCUCCUUCUGCCCCUGAACCGGCUGCCAUGUCCCUCGUGGGUGGCACAUCCUCUGCUCCCUACGACUUUUCCCUCUGGUACUUCCCCGAGGAUGACCCCAUCGCCUCCCGCAUCGCGGAGCGCCUGAGAGAGGAGGGAUUUCGGGGCUUCACCGAGCACCAGGACCGAGUGGCCGGGACAUCCGUCAUCCUGACGGCCGUGGAGGCCAUCGAGGCCAGCCGGGUGGCCAUCCUGCUCCUCUCGGCCAAGUCCCUGGGUGACCGGUGGUGCCAGCGCGUGUCCCAGUGGAACCUGUUCAGCAACAUCCACCAGCGCGGCCCCAGGGUGGUCCCCGUGUGCGUGGGAGUCACCAGAGCCGAGGUGCCCCCGUUCCUGCAGCACCUGGUCCCGCUGGAAUACCAGAACGAAUUCUUCUUCCAGCGGCUGCUGGCCAGCCUGAGGUCCCGCCCAAGGAGCGGGGCCAGGCGGGUCCCGCCCAAGGGGACAAACUGAGGGGACCCCCCUGAGGGGGGCUGCGUCGGGAGCCAGCACCGCCCCAUGGUGUAAAAAACUGCCUUGUUUUGCUAAUAAAGGUGGUGGGAAUGGGUCACAAAUCUCACAAAACCCCAUUUUUGGGA
Serinus canaria (Common canary) is the source of this 1342-nucleotide messenger RNA. It is a transcript of the gene C28H19orf25, whose product is annotated as chromosome 28 C19orf25 homolog. Bases 121 to 417 code for a protein of 98 amino acids. The record is from RefSeq and is a predicted model, not a curated record. Lineage: Eukaryota; Metazoa; Chordata; Aves; Passeriformes; Fringillidae. The transcript is spliced from 4 exons.